Molecule: messenger RNA, 6289 nt
Organism: Neodiprion virginianus
Lineage: Eukaryota; Metazoa; Arthropoda; Insecta; Hymenoptera; Diprionidae
Gene: ATP8A
Product: probable phospholipid-transporting ATPase IA
Exons: 21
Coding region: 998-5035 (1345 amino acids)
Biological process (GO): phospholipid translocation
Cellular component (GO): plasma membrane
Molecular function (GO): ATP hydrolysis activity; ATP binding; magnesium ion binding
Source: RefSeq, a predicted model, not a curated record
ACCGAAUCAAUGCCUCUCAAUUCCACUUGAGAAGUUCGCUGUCAAUGAAUUCGUGAACGCUGCGUAACUUCAGUGCACGCUUAGGAAUAUAAUGAUCGUAAAUAUAUUCGCAAGUCAAAUAUUCACGGUGCAAACAGAGUUAAUAUUACUGUAAUCCAAAAGUAACGAGUAAUAUUAUAUAUACAGUGUGAUAGCGCGCGAGCUUAUUACGAAUCCGUCUAUAAUUAAAUGCUUUAUAUCAGUGAAAACGUGAUUGUACGAAAAGAAAUAACGCAUGCAGUGGUCGAGUAAAAAAUGGUGUGACGUACAGUUUUUAUUUUCAGCUUAUUUUUGCCCACAGUUUUGCUGAGCUGUGCGGUAAUAGUUAGUCGUAGAAGAUCUACAGAUGCCUUGAAAGUAGUUGAGACUGGCCAUAAUAUAUAUUUGACUGUAAGGAGAAUGAAAUAAUUUUUCGCGAGACUUAACGUUGUCAAAAGUGAAAAACAGGCACGCCCGAUCCACCCUAAUUCGGUUACGUAAAAUUCAACCUUACAACGGUAAUCGAACGAUGCCUAGAAACAAAAGGAAAGAUUGAAGUCAAAGGAGUGCCUCCAGGUUACGUGUUCCGUAUCCACUGAAUCAACCAACCCUAGAUAUACAAACAACUGGGUGCAGUAUUAAAUGUGACGUUGACGCUGCUGGGCCAGGGGCCACUCCUUCAGAAGAGAAGCUUUAUCAAACUCAUUGUCAAGCUUGACUGACGUGAAUCUACCGCCAGAUGAUACGCGCGAUGCCUAAUGUAACCUGAAUGGUUGUUAUAACCUGAUCCUGAGACCACGUCCGGAUCAAAAACUGUGCACAUAGUACAAAAUGGGAAUAUGAGACGGAAGAUUUGUCAGUGAGUCAGAAAGCUAUUCCGAGAGUAUGAAAGCCGAGCUUCCAUCCCAGAUCGCUGCCAGUGCAUCGUUAUGGAUGUAUGUCGGGUGCACAGGGCAAGAGAUAAAUGAUGAUGCGUUAAAUGGAUCAACACUCGUUUUGGAAUUCAUCGUGGAAUCGUUGCUCUAUAUCCUUUAGUUCCAAAUUAAAAAUUAACCUACCGCUUACGAAACGAUCGUUGUCAGGGGUCAGAAAAUUCUCACAGAAAAUUGCUGAUAAAACUCGAAGAAGACUUCUAAGUACUGCGUCUGGCAGCAUCUUCAAAAUGAAUUCCUUCCUCAGGAAAAAUGCGCCUUUUCGGCGUACCCAAAUGCCAUCUGGGGUGGAUUCGACGUCUCAGCGUGCCACAGAGAAUAUUCAUUCUCCCCGACCCUUCACUCCACCGGAUCUGUCCUCCAUCCCCAACAUGGACGGAACCCCUCACCAACCAUUGAGCACUAACAACGCAUUGGAUUCGAAUGAUAACAAUGGAUUACCCGGACCUUACAUCGUCGGCAGUCCCAUCGAUCUGGGACAAAUAGAUAAUGUUGACAACAUUGGCUCCCACCUCCAAGAUUUCGCUCCACCUUGGUGCGGCAAACGAACGAAUGACGAUCACAUAGAACUUAGGGAAACCGGAACUUCAGGGUCAGGGGACGCAGAUACGGUAAAUGUGGGGAAUCACCCUUUACCGCCAGAUGACCAAGAGGAAAGGGUUGUUUUCAUAAACCUGCCUUCUCAGCAACCAGCAAAAUACAAAACCAAUCACAUUACCACCGCAAAGUAUUCUGUAUUUUCGUUCAUCCCUUCGUUUUUGUUUGAACAAUUUCGAAGGUAUAGUAACUGCUUUUUUCUCUUCAUCGCGCUAAUGCAGCAAAUACCUGAUGUCUCACCCACGGGACGCUACACCACACUAGUGCCACUAAUAUUCAUCCUCAGCGUAUCUGCGCUCAAAGAAAUCGUUGAAGAUAUUAAAAGGCACAGAGCUGAUGAUGAAAUAAACAAACGUGAAGUGGAAGUUCUUAGAAAUGGUAAAUGGGAAUGGGUUCAAUGGCAGACUGUGGCUGUUGGCGACGUAGUUAAGGUUCAUAAUAAUAAAUUUUUUCCUGCCGAUUUGAUUAUGCUGUCUUCGUCCGAGCCACAGGGUAUGUCAUUUAUUGAAACUGCAAAUUUGGAUGGUGAAACAAACUUAAAAAUUAGACAAGCUGUGCCCGAAACUGCCAAGUUGUUGGAUACAAAAGAGUUGACAAAAUUUAUAGCAAGCAUACAAUGCGAGCCACCUAAUAGACAUUUAUAUGAAUUUUUUGGAGUUCUACGAGAAGUCAACAAACAAAGCAUACCGUUGGGUCCUGAUCAGUUACUUCUACGUGGUGCAAUGUUACGGAACACUCGUUGGGUGUUCGGGGUUGUAAUAUACACAGGCCAUGAUACAAAACUGAUGUGCAAUAGCACCAGUGCUGCACCCCUGAAACGAUCAACUCUUGACCGCCUAACAAAUACCCAGAUUCUGAUGCUGUUUUUCAUACUUCUGAUGCUGUGUUUGAUAUCGGCUAUAUUUAAUGUUAUUUGGACACAUGCUCAUGAGCAGGAUUUAUGGUAUUUAGGUUUGCAUGAAGCAAUGACCAAGAACUUUGGUUAUAACUUAUUAACUUUCAUUAUAUUGUUCAAUAAUUUAAUACCGAUAUCGUUGCAAGUUACGUUGGAGGUAGUACGAUACGUUCAAGCAACUUUCAUCAAUAUGGACGUGGAAAUGUAUCAUGCAGAAACAAACACUCCUGCAAUGGCACGUACCAGUAACCUCAAUGAAGAACUUGGAAUGGUCCGUUACGUUUUCACAGAUAAAACCGGGACCUUAACUCGGAAUGUGAUGGAAUUUAAACGGUGUUCAGUCGGUGGAAAGCUGUAUGACCUGCCAACAUUGACAGGAAACAAUGAUGGUGUGAAAAGAAUAAAUGCAGAUAUGAGCUGUUCGUUAGUUAAAGAUAUAAUGGAUGGUAGAAUCAAAGCAGAUAAUCCGUCAAAUGAUGAUUUGGCUAAACAAACUACUGCUAAAAUUUUACACGAAUUUAUGGUCAUGUUAUCUGUUUGUCACACAGUUAUACCUGAGAAACUUGAUGAACAAAUUGUUUAUCAUGCUGCAUCACCUGAUGAAAGAGCUCUUGUGGACGGAGCAAGGCAAUUUGGUUACGUAUUUAAUACACGAACACCUAGUUCGGUAGAGAUAACUGCAUUAGGUGAAUGCCAACGUUACGAGAUUUUGAACGUCAUUGAAUUCACUUCUGCCCGCAAAAGAAUGUCUGUGAUUGUACGAACACCAGAUGGACAGAUAAAGUUAUUCUGUAAAGGAGCUGAUUCAAUCAUUUACGAGAGGCUCGCUAGUAAAACAACCAACAACCAUGAAGAUGGCGUAGAUUUUAGCGAAAUUACACUAAACCACUUGGAAGCUUUCGCGACUGAAGGAUUGAGGACACUUUGCUUCGCUGUCGCUGAUAUACCUGAAUCACUUUAUCAAAGGUGGCGAGAGACUUACCACAAAGCGGCGACCAGUAUGGAAGAUCGUGAAAAUAAAUUAGAGUAUGCCGCCAACCUCAUAGAAAAUAAUUUAUCACUGUUAGGAGCCACUGCAAUUGAGGAUAAACUCCAGGAUCAGGUACCAGAGACUAUAGAAUCUUUAAUACAAGCUGAUAUCAACGUAUGGGUUUUAACUGGCGAUAAACAAGAAACAGCAAUAAACAUUGGAUAUUCGUGCAAACUCAUUACGCAUCCAAUGCCUCUAAUUAUAGUCAACGAAAAUUCUCUGGACAAAACGAGAGCAGUAAUCAGACAACACUGUACCGACUUUGGACAAGAAUUAAGAUGCACAAAUGACGUAGCUCUAGUAAUUGAUGGAAACAGUUUGAAGUAUGCUUUGCUGUGUGAUUUGCGGCAGGAUUUCCUCGAUUUGUGUACAUCCUGCAAAGUUGUUAUUUGCUGCAGAGUAUCUCCUAUGCAGAAAGCAGAGGUUGUAGAUUUGGUCACUACUUGUACAAAGGCAGUCACUCUUGCGAUUGGCGAUGGUGCAAAUGAUGUAGCCAUGAUUCAGAAAGCUCACGUUGGAGUUGGAAUAUCAGGAGUGGAAGGACUUCAGGCAGCUUGUGCUUCGGAUUACUCAAUAGCGCAGUUUAAAUUUUUAAAACGAUUGCUAUUUGUACACGGUGCCUGGAAUUACAGUAGAAUGUGCAAAUUAAUUUUAUAUUCAUUUUACAAGAAUAUUUGCCUGUAUGUUAUCGAACUUUGGUUUGCCAUAUACUCAGGUUGGUCUGGUCAAAUCUUGUUCGAAAGAUGGUCCAUCGGUCUUUACAAUGUGGUAUUUACAGCAGCACCGCCCUUGGCAAUGGGACUCUUUGAUAAGGUCUGUGCGGCUGAAACUCAUUUAGCACAUCCAAGAUUAUACCAUCCACCCAACUCUAUGGACUCUAUGUUUAAUAUAAAAGUAUUUUGGAUGUGGAUAAUAAAUGCAUUGGUCCACUCUGUUCUGUUAUACUGGUUACCAUUAUUAGCCCUUGAGCAAGACGUAAUAUGGAGCAAUGGUCGAGACGGAGGUUAUAUAGUGUUGGGAAAUUGCGUGUACACUUAUGUUGUAGUGACGGUGUGUGCAAAAGCUGGAUUAGUCACAAACUCAUGGACAUGGGUGACACAUUUAGCGACAUGGGGAUCUAUUCUACUCUGGUUCUUAUUUAUUCUUACGUACAGCAAUUUUUGGCCAACCUUCAAUGUCGGUGCAGUAAUGGCUGGUAAUGACAGGAUGCUCUUCACUUCUCCUGUCUUUUGGCUUGGUCUCAUUCUCAUUCCAACAGCAGUCUUACUGCUUGAUGUUACUGCUAAAGCAGUCGAAAAUACAAUCUGGAAAUCAAUAACGGUAGCGGCACGGGAACAGGAGAUCAAAAAAUCUGAUCCAAGUGACGUACUUAAUAAACAGGACCACAGAAGCUCGAACUGGAAAAAAUGGUCACCCAGGCGAUGUUUCAUCCGUCGUUGGUUUUUGACAUCGCUAUGGCCACCGCCACGUCGAAGUUUCUUGAGAAUACGAACGCGAAUGUUUCCAUUAUCACUAGUAACUCAAGGCCUGUUAAAACCACGCAGUUCUACACUACGUGUAUAACAUAUCUCUCCCUGCACCUUGUCAAUCCUUCGUUCCAAGAAACCAACAUGGAAUGCAAAUUUUAACUAACAACAAAAAAUCAGGGCUCGCCACUCUGGAAAUAUCUAUGAGGCAUGCAUCCCUAUCAAGUAAUUAUAUCAUUUGAAUUAUAAUUUCAUAACACUACAUGAAAUAACUUUUCACUUGUCACAUCUAUUCAUUAGUGCAAAGAAGCACAGCCGACUAUUUUUGCACAAAUUUAUUUGAUUGUGAAUAAUCUUGUACAUCAGUCUUCGUGUAGGACGGUUCUAAUUUUUGUCUAGAUUUCUAUUGUGAAUUAUAGUUCUUCAAUUUAUUUCUUGUUUUUAGUUUUCUCGAGUGUGUUUUCUCCUCUUUGAUAGACCCCGAGGCUAAACGACAGCUGGAAUGUUGAAUAGUAGUAUGUCGUAUAUCCUUAAGACUAUUUUAGUAAAUUCGUACAAUAUGCUCAUUUGACGUAAUUUUUAGACAAGUUACAAAUGUAAAGCUCCUUAUUUUUGUUAUUACAUUAAUUUUUAUUUUUGAUUCAUGUAUUGUCCCACCUAAAUGUUAAUUUAUUUUGUUACAGAAAAAAAAUGAAAAAAUAAUUUCCAACCACCUUGUUAUCCUGAUCCCUUUUAUAUUAACUGGUGGGCUAUUCCACAUGGAAACAAUCACUCUGGUCUCAAAUGCUAACGAAAUCCAACUUCGAAAGGGCUAACAAAAUGGAAAACUGAAAAAUAUAUGAGACCUGAUUGACUUUUUGCAACUGAAAUAGCCUUUACACUAUUUGACACAUUUUUUCAUCAAGUGUUUCGCAUCCAAUCUUGCAUCGCUUUAACUAUUUUGGUAAUAUUAUUCUGCAACUUAUAAACUUACAGCAUUGAAAGUACCGAAGUGGGUAUAAGUUGGAUCAUAUUUCAAUAUAUUGUUGUAGAUAGGUUUAUUACAAUCAACAUUUAUAUAAAUUAAAUUACAAAUGAAUAGUAAAGGAACCAGUUACACAAAGUAAAUAUUCCUACCACUAUAUUCUCGGUACUGUUUUACAAAAUACUGAUGAUUGUUACCAUGCUUCGAAUAAUCACUCAUGGACCAAUGAUCUAACAACAAACUUUCCAAAAUACACUAACAAACAUGAAAUUAUCACCCUAUGUGUGCUCUUCAUUUGAAAAAUGUACUAAUAAUUGAAUAUUGAUUGUAACCUGUACGUUAGAGUGAUUCUUGGUAACUAUGGAUAAAAAGUAAUUACUGUCGUUA